This is a messenger RNA of Mercurialis annua (annual mercury), 690 nucleotides long. RefSeq names its product protein FAR1-RELATED SEQUENCE 5-like. The transcript has 3 exons. The record is from RefSeq and is a predicted model, not a curated record. NCBI's taxonomy places the organism in Eukaryota, Viridiplantae, Streptophyta, Magnoliopsida, Malpighiales, Euphorbiaceae. The coding region runs from base 1 to 690 and encodes 229 amino acids.
AUGGACAAUUCAGAGAAUUUUAAUAGAGAAGAAGCUUAUAAUCUUUAUAAAGAGUAUGCAAUCCGGAUAGGGUUUAAUGUUAGAAAAUCCAUAAGUAGAUAUCAAGUUGGAACAAAAACUAUUUCUCAAAAAGAAUAUUGUUGCUCAAAACAAGGUGUUAGAGAUGAAAGAAAUCCUUAUGAUACUAAACAUCGAAAUAGAUUACAAACGAGAAGUGGGUGUGAAGCAAUGAUUCGAUUUACAGUUAAAGAUGGUGUAUGGACAGUGACAAAGUUCAUUUCAACUCAUAAUCAUGAAUUUGCAUCACCAUCUGAAAGACACUUACUUAAAUCUAGCAGGAAUGUGUCUUUAGAGAGAGCUAAUGUUCUUGAUACAAUGAUCAAUGCUGGUUUACGAACUAGAGAUGCUUAUGCUUUUAUGUCUGCUGAAAUUGGAGGAAGUGAUAAUGUGGGAUUUACAAAGAGAGGGCAAAAGAUGACAUUGAUUGAAGCCGGGGAUGCUCAAAGUUUACUUAAUCAUUUUAAGCAAAAAAAUGCAGAAGAUGCAAUGUUUUUUUAUACGAUACAAGUAGAUCAAGAAAAUAGAAUGACUAACUUUUUUUGGAGAGAUGCAAGAUCAAGAAUAGACUACGAUUUUUUGGGGAUGUUGUUAUUUUUGAUACUACCUUUCGGACUAAUAGAUACAACUUGA